AUGGGUUGGGUGUAUAAUGCCUCGCCGGAGGUUGAGGCGGCGUCGCAGUACCAGUUGAUUCUGGGCGUCUGCGUGAGUUUGACAGUUUUGAUGAUUAUCACGGUCUGUCUUCGCUUGUAUGUGCGGGCACAAGCCAGUCGAUUGGGUGCUGCGGAUUGGGUGAUGGUUGUCAGCAUGAUUUUCAGUAUCAUUUAUGCUUCAUUGUGUAUUGCUCAAAGUCGAUAUGGACUCGGACUACCGCUGCUACUACGACCCAAGCCUGAUCUCCCUACAUAUACCAAACUCAACUAUGCAGGUCGCCCAUUCUACCAGCUCGGUAUCGCCGGAUUCAAAGCGUCUCUGUGCCUCAGUUACUUGCGUCUCAUUUCGGGCACCUCGAUGAACAUCUACCGGAUUCUAAUAUGGACGGUUAUCGGGCUAUGCACAAUUGGCCAUAUAGCAGGCGCUUUGGUUCUCAUCUUCAACUGCUCGCCGGUCAAACGAGCAUGGGACUCCAAAGUGGUCGGCACUUGUCUCCCCGUCGGUCCUACAUUCUACGGUCUUGCCAUCUUCACGAUUAUCUGUGAUGUCGUGAUCAUAUUCCUCCCGAUCCCACUGCUGCUACGACUGAGCAUCAAACCCGCCCAAAAAGCCGGGGUCGUGUGUCUAUUCUUGCUCGGCCUGUUCACGACGAUCUGCUCCAUCCUGCGGCUCACCCAGAUCCACCGGGUAGCCUUUGGCGACGGAAACUCUACUAUGCUGGUUCUCUGGGGAACUAUUGAAUUUAAUAUCGGGAAUAUCGUGACUUGUGUUCCAUACCUUGCUCCGCUUCUUCGAGGAUUCGUGCGUGACUUCCGGUCAACCAGUGGUCGGAAGUACUACGAUACUCAGGGGCGGAGUUAUGCGAUGGAAACGUGGUCCAAGGACCAGCGCUCGCAUCUGCAGUCGAAUGCAUCUGGACCACCCCUACCACGGCGCUCGCCGAGUGAAGAACUUAUUUUGUCCAGCCGGGAGCCAUCGCAUGGUGGUAUUGAGAUGACAGUGGAGUACUCGGUAUCGUUAGAGAACGAGACGGAGAAGACUCCGAGGUGA
Messenger RNA from Penicillium cataractarum, 1071 nucleotides. RefSeq lists its product as uncharacterized. The record is from RefSeq and is a predicted model, not a curated record. Lineage: Eukaryota; Fungi; Ascomycota; Eurotiomycetes; Eurotiales; Aspergillaceae. Bases 1 to 1071 code for a protein of 356 amino acids. The transcript is spliced from 6 exons.